GUCUGGUCUCUCCUCUCUCUCUCUCUCUUUCUUUCCACCCAAAAAACCUACCGUCGCCUGCGAAUCACAACUUCGCCUCAAAUUCUGAUCUAUUCGCAACGAAACCUGAACAAGCCGAGCGAUAAAUCCAAUCGCAUGAUCGAUCUGAUCUGAGGCGAAUAGAAUCAGAUUUUAUGAGCGAUGUUCAGUGAUCGGCGGAAGCGGGACAUGGCCAAUCAUGGAACAGGGAACAACAACAACAACAAGUACCUGAACAACAACAACAACAAAUCUUCUUAUGGCAGAGGAGGAGGGAGUAUGGUGGUUCUUUCACGUCCCAGAAGCUCUCAAAAUGCUGGGCAGAAGCUCUCUGUUCCACCCCCCUUGAACCUCCCUUCACUCCGUAAGGAGCAUGAGCGUGUUGAUUCCUCUGGCUCCAGCUUCCUCUCAGGUGGAGGCGUCUCCGGGAGUGGAGCUAGACCAGCUUCCUCAGGGAUGGGGUGGAGUAAGCAAGGGAAGCUUGAUGAACCUUUGGUACAACGUGCUGUGGAGAAAGUUUCAACCCUGAGGGGUGAGGAUUUCCCGUCUCUUAAGGCCUCUCUGCCUUCAGCUUCUUCUGUGUCUGAGCAGAAACACCACAAGGAUGGUUCGAAUCAGAAUCAGAAACAGAAACGGGAAGAGUUUCCAAAAGAGACCAGAGUUGUGACUUCUUCACUUGUAGAUGUGAGACCUCAGAACCGGUUUGGUAAUGAAGAGUUCAGUGAGAGACCAAGUUUUUCAGAUGGUGUGAAGAAAAAGGAUUAUCUUCUUCCAGGGCCAUUGCCUAUUGUUCGUUUGAAUCCACGCUCUGAUUGGGCUGAUGAUGAGCGUGACACUAGUCAUGGCCUAAGGGAUAGAGAUUAUGGGUAUUCAAAGAAUGAACAACCAGUAGUAAGGGAGGCCAAUGCUUGGAGAGUCUCCUCACCUGAAGUUACAAAUAAUAAUAGUAAUAAUAAUAAUAAUAGAGGUAUUUAUGGAGCAAGGCCGUCUAGUAGAGGCAGAGAAGGUCUUAAGAAAAGUAACUACGUCUUGUCAGGAUCUAGAGAAAAUGUCUGGAAUAAUAAUAGCUCUGGAGCUAGAGAGGCUCCUUAUCAGCAUGGAGGAAGGCAACCAUGGAAUAAUAAUAAUAAUAUGGCGAGUUAUGGAAUUGAUCAUCAGAAUAAUAGGGAUAAACGCCCUUUGUUCAAGAAUGACAACAAAGCUCAUGUGGAAGAUCACUUUGGCGACUCUGGUUUUGAUGUCCAUGAUCCAUUCCCAGUACUUGGUGUUGCUAAGAAGAAGAAAGAGGCUUUGAAGCAGACAGAGUUUCACGAUCCUGUCCGAGAGUCAUUCGAGGCUGAACUUGAGCGAGUUCAGAAGAUGCAGGAAGAAGAACGCCGGAGGAUCAUUGAGGAGCAGGAAAGGGUGAUUGAAUUAGUUAGAACAGAAGAAGAAGAGAGGCUGCGGCUGGCUCGAGAGCAAGAUGAGCAGCAGAUCAGAUUAGAAGAAGAAGCCAGAGAAGCUGCUGUUAGAAACGAGCAGGAGAGGUUAGAGGCUGCGAGGAGAGCAGAAGAGUUGAGGAAGUCAAAAGAAGAGGAGAAACAUAAGUUGAUCAUGGAGGAAGAGAGGAGGAAGCAGGCUGCGAAGCAAAAGCUUCUAGAGUUGGAAGAGAAGAUCUCCAGGAGACAAGCUGAAGCUGCCAAGGGAUGCAGCAACUCUUCAACUGUUUCAGAGGAUGUUGUUAAAGAAAAAGAGUCUUCAGAUGUUGAUUGGGAAGACAGUGAGAGGAUGGUGGAUAGAAUUACUACAUCAUCGGUAUCUAGAGAUGGUUCUUUUGGGUUCCAGGAUAGACAGAAGCCCUUUUGGAGAAAGGAAGAUGUUGAGAGUGGAGGCAACUCGAGGUUUAUGGAGAAUGUUCCACAGAGAGAUGUAGGUGAAGGUUUUCCCAAGGAGUUCUUUGGGACAACUGGAUAUAUCAGUAAUGCCAAUUCCUACUUCAAACCUGGUUUUCCUGAGCAAUCAGUUGAUCAGAGUUGGAGAACUCCUGGUGAUGGAAGAUCAUACGGUAGUAGAAACUAUGGUAUGGAACAACCGGAACCUCGUGAAGGUUUUGGAGGGGAGCAGUAUGGUAAUCCCGGGUGGGGACAAGGCCAGAGUCGUGGAGGACGUCGUGGUGGUGCAUACGCAUAUCCUGAAAAGUUGUAUCCGAAUAAUGAGGAGGAUGAUUAUUACCCUUUUGGAAGACCAAAGUAUUCAGUUAGGCAGCCACGUGUGCUUCCUCCUCCGCAGGAGUCUAGGCAGAAGUUGCCGCCCUUCAGAAACGAGGUUGAGCAUCCUGGCGGCCCCUCAACUUCUGUUCUAGCCAGUUAUAUUGGGGAUCUUCAAGAUCAUCAUGUGAUGUCAGGACCUGGUAUGGAUUUCGAUAGCAAGCUGACUGGAAGAUGUGACUCUCAGUCUUCACUUUCCAUCACCAGCACACCUGAUUCCCUUGUUCAUAUCUCUCAUGAUGAUUUGGAUGAAUCAGGAAACUCAUCUGUGUUAGUAUCUUCCAGAAAGGGAGAAGUAGAUGCUGGAAAGGAUAGUUUGAUGACUGUAUCUUGUUGGGAUAAUGAAGAGUGGGCUCAUGACAACAAUGAAAGGGUUCAGGAACAAGAGGAAUACGACGAAGAUGAAGAUGGAUACCAGGAGGAGGAUAAAGCACACGGGGUUGAUGAGAACAUUGAUCUUACCCAAGAGUUGGAAGAGUUGCAUCUCCAAGAGAAAGACUCUAACCUAGUCUUAGGCUUUAACGAAGGAGUCGAGGUUGAAAUACCUAGUGAUGACUUAGAGAAAUGUCAACAGAAAGAAGCCUUUGCACUUCCUCAACACCCUGACAGUUUCUUAGAUGGUGAAAGACCUUCUGUUGAGACAAGCUGUUGUGAUGAACAAGCCGUCAAACCUGUUGAAAUUUCUGAUAAUGCAUCUACGAGCUUUCAAGGUACUGAAACCACAAUGCAGAACUCAACGAGUUACCCAACCGUUGCUAGUCAUCGUGUCGCACCACCUUACAGCAUUGGUCUGCACCAGUCAGCUACACCACAUGUACCUUCUACUUCAGCGCAGAUGGAGGAGCGUGUUCAGUUUCAGUUUGGAUUGUUUUCUGGUCCAUCCCUGAUACCUUCUCCUUACCCUGCUAUACAGAUUGGUUCCAUCCAGAUGCCUCUUCCUAUUGAUCCUCAAUUCGGCUCCUCGCUUACUCAUAUCCAACAGCCUCAGUCACCAUUCAUUCAGUUUGGUCAACUAGGAUAUACAUCUCUAAUAACCCAAGGGGUACUGCCACCACCACCACAACCUCAAAAUCCUGGAUCCAUAGCCACUGGCCUGCUUGGUCAAGGUAGAAAUGCGGCAGUCCCUGCCUCAAACCCUCAGAUCAGUGUUCUUAGGAGACCAGUGGAUGUUUCUGAUGGUGACAAACUAAAAAGUGCCAGCGUUGAGGUUGCUGUGCCACCACCUCAUAAGCAAGGAGAGUUCUCUGGUAACAAGUCCGAAUCAGCCUCUCGAAAAAUGAGUCAUGGAAGAUCAAAUUUUGCUGAUAGACAAUCAGGAAGCCAAGUAGUUAGUAGAAAUUCUGGUGGCACUGGUGAGGUUUCUCGGGGAGACUCUGGUGGUUAUAGAAGGUAUCAACGUCAAAGGGUUGAGUUUAGGGUUCGGGAAUCAAACUGGCCUUCUGAGGAGAAUCGAAAUGGGAAUGGAAAGGCACAAAACUACGCAAAAAGUGGGAGUAGGAAGUAUGUUGUGUCCAAGUCCCAGAAACAAGCCUCGGAUAGUUCAGUGUCUGGUUUGAAUGCUGUGGAGAAAGUUGAAGGUCCUAGUGGUGAUGAUGAUGAUGAUUUUAUUGAGGUGAGAUCAAAAAGACAAAUGCUUAAUGAUCGUCGUGAACAGAGAGAGAAAGAAAUCAAGGAAAAGUCCCAGGCGUCAAAGGCAUCCCGGAAACCUCGUACAACUUUACAGAACAGUACAGCUGCAGCCAGGUCCAACAGAAGUCCACCAGCUGGUAGAGUUGCUAACACUAAGCAGAUUAAUUCUGUCCCCAAUAGACAGCUGUUAGCCCCAAUUGGCACACCUUCCCCUAAAACAGAUUCUCAUGCUGAUGAAAAGUCUGGGAGCAGCAGAGAUAUCCCUAAUCAGAAUCCAGCGUCAAGUUUUGUAUUCAGCAACAACAGUAAGGUUGUGGAAAAUAUUCAAACGUCUGUGGGGACUUGGAGCAACCAACUCACCGAUCAGCCGGUUAUGGCCCUAACUCAGAGUCAGCUUGAUGAAGCCAUGAAACCUGCAUCCCUUCUUUCAUGUGUUUCUGUUGCGAAUGGUGUCACCCGAAUUAGCGAGCCAAAUCCUAAAUCAACCUCUGUCCCCCCGAAGAACAAUACUUUUCCAAGCCCAAUGAAGUCAUUGCUUGAAGAAGGCAAAAUUCAAUUUGGGGCAGUUACAUCUUCCUCUGUUAUUCCUCCUUGUGGUGAGAACAAUACUUCUUUAUACUUUGAAAAGGAUAGAACCCCAUCAUCCACUGGCAUUGAGAUUUGUGAAGCAGAAGCUGCUGCGUCAGCCAUUGCAGUUGCAGCUAUAACUAGUGAUGAAACCAGUGGGAGUACUGGUUCUGUAUUACCUGCUGAUACCAAAAUUUAUGGAGGAACAAGUGGCACUGUUGUGGCGCAGCCUAGUCUAUCAAAAGCUGAAGAGUCUCUAAUUGUUUCUCUCCCAGCAGAUCUUUCAGUGGAGACCCCAGUCUCUCUGUGGCCACCAGUGCCAAGUCCACACAACUCAAACCAAAUGAUCACUCACUUUCCUCAAGCCCCUCCUCAUUUCCCUUUCUAUGAUAUGAAUCCCAUGUUAAGAGGACCUAUCUAUGCUUUUGGCCCGCACCAUGACUCGGGAGCAAACCAACAACAGUCUCAGAAAGGUCCAGGGACAGUUUCCGGUCCACCUACGACGUGGCAGCAGCAGGGUCAUCAGGGAGUAGAUUCCUUCUAUGCUCCUGCCGGUUUCACUGGUCCUUUCCUGACCCCACCUGGUACUAUGCCUGGCGUUCAAGGACCUCCUCACAUGUUUGUCUAUAACCACUUUGCACCUGUUGGACAGUUUGGAGGGUUGAGUUUCAUGGGCACAACUUACAUCCCAUCUGGGAAACAACCAGAUUGGAAACACAACCCUAUGGUGUCUUCUUCUCCGGUUGGAGGAGAUGGUGGUGAUGUAAACAACCCAAAUGUGUCUCCCAUGCAGUGUAACGUUGUGCCUGCAUCUAUGCAACACCUUGCUAUGCCUUCCCCUCUUGCCAUGUUUGAACCAUCCCCUUUCCAGUCUUCUUCUUCUCAGGAGAUGCCUGUUCGAGCAAGGUGGCCUUAUAUGCCAUUUCCGGGUCCUCCGACAAUGCAAAUUCAGAAUCAACAGGAAGCAGUAGAUGGCUCACCAUCUCAGUUUAACAACAACAACAUGCUUCCUCCUCCUGCUAACAGAUAUCCAAACAACCAAACAUCCACGGUGGCAGAUGCAGUGGACUCCUCAAACUCUUACGGUUCUGCUUCACAACCAAAACCCAUCACCACCUUGUCCGAUCCCAACAGCAACAACACUCAGAAUCCAACUGGUCCUGCCUUCAAGCCACCACCACCACCACAACAGCAACAACAAUCCUCCCAGGAGAAGAACACACAAUCUCAGCAUGUUGGUGUGUCCAGCCACCACAAUCAACACCAACACCAGCAUAACAACAGGAGGUCAGGCUUCCAUGGGAGAAACCAGGCCAUGACUAGAGAGAGAGGCUACCAUAACAACACAAAGGUGAAGCAGAUUUACGUGGCUAAGCAGAGUAGUAGUAACAGCAACGCAUCUGCAUCUGCCUCUGCCUCUUCCACCACAACAACUUCGCCUUCAAUAUGAUUCGUGGUCGUUAUCAUUAUCCAUGUCCGUUUAAGAUUAUAUGAACACAGCCAAAUAACAUAAGCAGCUUUGGCUUCAUAAGGAGAUGUCCUUUUUUUGUAUUUCUCAUUGGAUAAAAAUAGAUUGUCUUAUUUACUCGUUUGGGGUUGCACUAUAUGGAACUUUGGUAUUAUUAGUUUUGAAUUUAUGUUUUGGGUGAAAUACCCAAUUUAUUGUUCCAAUGUUUCCCCAUAAUAUAUUUCUUGUCAACAUUGUCUUAAAUUCUUUUUACAAAUCAAC
Messenger RNA from Eruca vesicaria subsp. sativa (arugula), 6189 nucleotides. The record is from the annotation of a GenBank genome assembly. Lineage: Eukaryota; Viridiplantae; Streptophyta; Magnoliopsida; Brassicales; Brassicaceae.